Caenorhabditis briggsae is the source of this 924-nucleotide messenger RNA. Gene Ontology annotation, molecular function: oxaloacetate transmembrane transporter activity; sulfate transmembrane transporter activity; thiosulfate transmembrane transporter activity. Lineage: Eukaryota; Metazoa; Nematoda; Chromadorea; Rhabditida; Rhabditidae. Bases 1 to 924 code for a protein of 307 amino acids. The transcript is spliced from 4 exons. The record is from RefSeq and is a predicted model, not a curated record. Gene Ontology annotation, biological process: thiosulfate transport; malate transmembrane transport; oxaloacetate transport.
AUGUCGGGCGAGACGGCGACAGUACCCAACGCAGUGAAGUUUGCAUUCGGUGGAACUGCUGGAAUGGGAGCCACGCUCGUUGUUCAACCCCUGGACUUGGUGAAAAAUCGAAUGCAACUCUCCGGAACCACCGGUAAAAAGGAGUACCGUUCCAGCAUGCACGCAUUGACUUCCAUCAUCAAAAACGAGGGAUUUUUUGCAAUUUACAACGGUCUAUCGGCUGGUCUUCUCCGGCAGGCAACUUACACCACAACUCGCCUGGGAACAUAUUCGUUCUUGAUGGAGAAGUUCACUGAAAAAGACAAGCCUCUCUCUUUCGCCAUGAAAGCUGGUCUUGGAAUGGCCGCCGGAGGAAUCGGAUCGUUUGUUGGAACACCAGCAGAGCUCGCACUGAUCCGAAUGACAGGAGAUGGAAGAUUGCCACAAGAGCAAAGACGUAACUACAAAGGGGUGGUCAACGCUCUCACCCGGAUCACCAAGGAGGAAGGAGUCCUAACACUGUGGAGAGGAUGCACACCUACCGUUAUUCGAGCGAUGGUAGUCAAUGCCGCUCAGCUUGCUACAUAUUCACAAGCAAAACAAGCACUUCUGGAAUCUGGAAAAGUUCAGGACGGUGUCUUCUGUCACUUCUUGGCUUCUAUGAUCUCUGGAUUAGCUACUACCAUUGCUUCGAUGCCAGUUGACAUCGCCAAGACCAGAAUUCAGUCAAUGAAGGUUAUCGAUGGAAAGCCAGAGUACAAGAACGCUUUCGAUGUGUGGGGCAAGGUUAUCAAAAACGAGGGAGUCUUCGCACUGUGGAAAGGAUUCACACCGUACUACAUGCGUCUCGGACCACACACCGUGCUCACCUUCAUCAUUCUCGAACAGAUGAACGCAGCCUAUUAUAAAUAUGUAUUGAAACAAGAAGUCACCAGUGCCUUGUAG